Molecule: messenger RNA, 1010 nt
Organism: Racocetra fulgida
Lineage: Eukaryota; Fungi; Glomeromycota; Glomeromycetes; Diversisporales; Gigasporaceae
Source: the annotation of a GenBank genome assembly
CAUAAAUGCAAGAUUUAUCCGAUAUAAUCAAGAUAUUGCAUAUGGGCCAAUUAUUCUAUAUGAAACAAAAGAAGAUAUAAUGCUUAAUUAUAUUUCUUGUUUUAUUAAUACUACUGAAGUAGGAAAUACUUGUAAAAUAAAUGUGAAGCAACGUUCAAGAGAUAUUCCAGAUUAUUUAUGCACCAUUCAAUUUCUUUCUUCAGGAUCAGUUCGUAAUUUCUUUUCAUACGUUGUUAAUAAUACAAAUGAUAAUGAAUAUGAAAUUAUUUCAUUACCUUUUGGAGGUUAUGUUAAAAUAGACCUGUUAGAUGAUAGUUCAAACAUUACAAGGUUUAACCUUACUCUAUAUAAUGAAACGGGGGGAAUAGACCGAAUAGACCUUAGUAAUAUACAAAUAGAAAGUAACUUUUUUGGAGCACACACAAUGGAUGCUUUAUACAACAAUUCUAUUUUAUUUGCUAAGCCAGAUGAUAAAAGUUCUUGGAGCAUUAUUGGCUACCAUAUGAAAGAGUAUGAGACUGAUACCGAUUCUUUAUAUCAAGAGCAAUUACCAGGUAUUACGGGUAAUCUAUGGAUAGUAAAAACAGAACCAAUACAUCAUUCAGUCACAGGGUAUUUACGUUUGUCUGAAAGUGGAACAAAGUAUUUUAAAAAUUUAACCUCUGAAAGCCAACAAACGUAUAUCAAUAAGUUAAGUGAAAAACUUGUUAAAAGCAUUCCUAUUGAUCCUUCAAGGUUGAAAUUCUCCGGACGCUUUGAAACUGAUUCAAGUGGACAGAUAUUGUUCGAACUUUCUAUAAAUGCACAACAAAAUUCUCAAAUAAUAGAUGAUCUAAACACAAUAGUUGGUAAUAAACGUAUUACUAAUCUAGCAGAUGUUGACAUUGAUAAACACUAUCUAUUUACACCAAGAUCGUUAUCUGAUAAAAACUUUGAUGUUGGAAAUGAUAUGGAAAUAUAUGAUGGCAAAAAUAAAUUUACCAAUGAACCAUCUUUAUAUGAAAGCGAAG